UUUUAUGAUUCAGCAACAUCCUGAUAAGCAAGAUAAUAAUAUUAUCCACUGUGACCUCAAGCCCGAAAAUGUACUUCUUCGUCGUCCAGGUCGCAGCGGGAUCAAGGUCAUCGACUUUGGGUCCAGCUGUUACACUGAUCAACGUACAUAUACAUAUAUACAAUCACGUUUCUAUCGUGCGCCCGAGGUUAUUCUAGGAGGCAGAUAUUGCACUGCCAUCGACAUGUGGAGCCUUGGCUGCAUACUUGCUGAACUCAUAACUGGUUAG
This is a messenger RNA of Protopolystoma xenopodis, 268 nucleotides long. The record is from the annotation of a GenBank genome assembly. NCBI's taxonomy places the organism in Eukaryota, Metazoa, Platyhelminthes, Monogenea, Polystomatidea, Polystomatidae.